UUAACGAUAAAAAUUCAUGUCUCAUUUAUACAUACAUAUUGUGACGUAGAAAUCAUCAUGACAGCUCGUUGUGUGUAUAAAUACGAUCGACGAGAACCGAUCAAACUUCAGUAAAACGACACAUGUUGACCCUGUCUUGUGCUCUCCAAUUCUGGUGAACACUAUCUCGUAUAUUCGAUUCAGUUGCGAUUUCCUUCGAAUAAAAAUGGAGAACGAGAAUAAUAAAAGAAGACAAUCUUCCGCAUUCGAGAAAGCGAAAGAAAUAGAGGCAAUAUACGGUCUCGUUUCUGGUAAGAACGUGCUCAUAACUGGUGGAGCUGCGGGUUUAGGAAAUGCAUUUAUGAAUCAUUUUUUGAAACACGGUGCGAAUAAAAUAACUAUAUUAGAUAUUGACAAGGAAAUCGGUAAGCGAAUAGAAUUGAGUGUAGAGAAAUCCUGCGAAGAAAAAAAAGUGCAUUUCAUUCAUGUUGAUGUUUCCAAUCACGAACUUAUGACUGCGGCUUUUGAGGAAGCUUUGAAUUUUAUGGAUGAUAUUGACAUUGUCAUAAAUAAUGCUGGUAUUUUGGACGAACGAAGAUGGGAAAAAGAAAUAGCAGUUAAUAUUGGAGGAAUGAUUCGUACCGCAUUAUUGGCUAUAAAAUAUUUAAGCAAAAAUCAACUUGGACAUGGAGGAACUUUAGUGAAUGUUAGUCAACACAUAGAUAUUAAAAGUACUGCUCAACUUCCAAUUUACACAGCCACCAAACAUGCCAUGAUUGGACUCUCACAAUCUCUCGCGGAAUCUUACCAAAUUGAAAAGACUGGUAUUCGUGUAAUAACGUUAUGUCCAGGCUUGACAGAAACUGCACUUACAGUGGAUAGCCCAAAUAAAUUACUUUCUCGUGUUAUGAAGGCAGACUUCGUAAAAACUCUCGAACAACUAUCAAUACAAACUCCAUAUGUGGUAGCUCAAGGUCUAAUGUCGAUCUUGAGAAUCGCGGAAUCUGGUAGUAUAUGGGUGAUUGAAAAUGGUCGGACUCCAUACGAAGUUUAUGUACCAAAUCCACGUAGUUUACGACGUACAUAUAAAAAUAAUUUUACAGUGAUUGAAACCAAAGUAGGGACAAGAGAUAGUUCUAUAAGAGAAGUUUGCGAUAAUACACUGACAGGUCUGAUGAGUUGCGCUUGACAUAACGCUGGAACAUAAAUGGCCAUGAUGAUCUGCGUUCUCCAAGAAAUUCUAAAGGUUGAAGUCGCAAUGACUUUCUAUCCUUUCGUUUGAAUAAUUCCCUAGUACGAUAAAGCUUAGGAAUUACAAAUAGAAAAUUGAAGUGAUGAAUGAUCAAAUCGAAUUUUCUUCGAUCACUUGAAAGUAAUUGAGGAAAAGAGGUUCAAGCUACUUGGUAUUUGUCAUUGAUACAAUGUUAAGUAUUUAUACAGAUAAUGCACGCGUAUACACAUGAUGUUUUAUAUAUAAAUCAAUCGCCAUCAUAUUUAAGAAGUUUCUUAAUUAAUUAAAUUGUUAAUGAAUAAUGGUAUGACUUGUUUCCUUA
Molecule: messenger RNA, 1532 nt
Organism: Apis dorsata (giant honeybee)
Lineage: Eukaryota; Metazoa; Arthropoda; Insecta; Hymenoptera; Apidae
Product: 15-hydroxyprostaglandin dehydrogenase [NAD(+)]-like
Exons: 7
Coding region: 206-1168 (320 amino acids)
Cellular component (GO): cytoplasm
Molecular function (GO): oxidoreductase activity, acting on the CH-OH group of donors, NAD or NADP as acceptor
Source: RefSeq, a predicted model, not a curated record